AUGAGCAUUUUAUCUUCCAGAAUGCCAGCUUUUAAAGUCACCGUCUUCUUUUUGAUUUUUUCGGCGAUGUGUAACGCUCGACAAUUCGAAGUUACGGAUGAGGACAGCGCUAUAGGUGCGCUCCAUGAGCGAAAAGACGCACGAGAUGAAACAAGGAAACAGCGAAACAGCGCGGAAAAAGAAACGUUUAACACAGAAGUUGAUGAUAUGCAGCGUCUUUCAGAAUCCCACAGCAAUAAAAGAGAAGACGAUUUGCCCGGAGUGUGGGAACGAUCCAUCGAGAAUGAAAACCAAGUGCAAAAAAUUGACAACGAUUUACCGUCUAGUCCCGAGCAAGCCGACGAAUCGGAAGACCGAGAACAAGACGAUAGUCCAUCGGUUUUAUCAGCACGGAACAUGGCGAAACGACGAGAAAUAAAAGACGGCCCUGCAGAUCUCUGGGGUAGGGGUAUUGAAAAUGGUCCCCCGGGUCUUUGGGGACGGGAAUUAAAUAACGGUCCUCCGGGUCUCUGGGGUAGGGGACUAAAUAAUGGUCCUCCAGGUCUAUGGGGAAGGGGAUUGGAUAACGGUCCUCCGGGUCUAUGGGGAAGGGGAUUAAAGAACGGUCCCCCAGGUCUUUGGGGACGUGAAGCUAGAGGAACUUCAGCUCUGGGCCGUAAAAACGCAAAUGGACCGCCAGGGCUGUGGGGUCGGGAAAUUAAAAAUGGACCCCCGGGACUCUGGGGUCGGGGAUUGCGAAGUGGAGCCGUAGGUCUUUGGGAACGGGAACUAAAAAAUGGCCCUCCAGGACUCUGGGGCAGGGGAUUGCGAAAUGGACCCCCGGGACUAUGGGGUCGUGAAAUCGAAAAAGUCUCAAAAUCAUCGAAAAGGGAACUAUCUGAUGUAAAAAGCACAGAGGAAGAUGGAAAUGAAGACAAAGAGGAUAUUCAAGAAAUGAAAUGA
This is a messenger RNA of Pocillopora meandrina, 942 nucleotides long. Lineage: Eukaryota; Metazoa; Cnidaria; Anthozoa; Scleractinia; Pocilloporidae. The record is from the annotation of a GenBank genome assembly.